AACGUAGUAGAUAAGAUGUCGAAACAAAGCCAAGAGCAAACGGUAAAUAACAACAAGCGGGACCCGGGAAAAGUAAAGCAAAAGCGUAAAAAUGCGCACCAGGUGCGUAAGUACUUUCGGCCCACUGGUGAAACGAAGCAAAUAUGCACCUUUUGCGGGUGGGAAACGCGUGAAAAUGCGACGCGAAUGGUGCAGCACAUCGUGCAACGGUGUAACGAAGCGUCCGAGGCAGCACGGGACGAAAUAUCGGCAUCGUUGAUGGACGCAGAAGAGCGGGAGAUGCAAUCGUUCUACACAUCGCACAACAAAAAGGCCGUGCAUGAGUUUUUCAAAUCCGUCGACGACGAUCGGAAGCGCCAGUGUGUGUUCUGCCGAUGGACCACCGUGCUGAACCUGACGCGGAUGCGCUAUCACAUCCUGCAGAUGUGUAACUACGUGCCGCCGGAAAUCCGGCAAAGCUUCAUGAAACAGGAACACACUGAUUCGGAUUCACAGUGCGACACGUACUGCAUUGUGAACGUGAACGAUGGCGAUCGAAAAGGGCUGAAGCUAGUAUCGAGCAACUCGCUGGAGCAUACCGACACUGCCCUGGUUCAGGAGGUGGUUCUCGAGGCGGAAGUUUUCGAUAAUCAGGAAGACGUGUACUACGACGGGAACGAAGUGGAGGAAAUGGAGGAAACGCCGGGUCAACUGGAGGAGGAAGAUAAUCUGGAAAUCUUGAAUCAAAUCGAUAACGAGACGGAGAUUGAAAUUGUAGACGGCGAAAAUGCAAGCGAAGACGAAACGCUUGCAACGAUCACUAAAAGUGUAGUCACCCGGUUGGCCAAAGUUCCGGACAGAUACUAUACUAUCAACAAACGUAACGGACGAGAGCGACUGUCCCAGCUCGCGGAUGAACAGAACUGCAUCAAAAAAAUAAAAAUGGAAAAACAGGAUGUUCAAAACGAUAACAAAUUGGCAAGAACUGCAACGGUGAAAGUAUUACACUCAUUGAAUCAGCAAAACCGGAGAGUCCAGCAUCAAGUGAGGAAGUUUAGAACGGGUUUGUCGGCUUCCAGCACUCCGAUCAUUAAGCAAGCUUUUGAAAAGAGCAAGCUAUUGAAGAAGAAAGAGGCAAAUACUGGUCAAUCAUCUCCUCGCGGAAGGAAUCAUCAGGAAUCGCUGCAAACGAAUGACGAGCAGGAUGAAAGUCCACCAUCACCGCCUCAGAAAACGGCUGCCAGCGUUAGAACCGUUUCACAGCCAAAAGAUGCCAUAGCAGCAACUUCAACAUCUCUUCGUAAUACCCCUCGGCAGGUACGUGUUGAAAGUGAUGCUGCUGGGCCGGAAGAGCAAGGAUCCUGCCAUUCGUUCGGCGGUGGCCAUGUGUAUCCGCAGGAAGCACCCCGAUUCGUUGACCACAAGCUCCAGUACACGAAGGCGGUCAUCUCACGACCAGCACCGGAGUUUGAAGCCACAGCCGUAGUGGAGGGAGCCUUCAAGAAGAUCAAACUGUCGGACUACCGUGGCAAAUAUUUGGUGUUUUUCUUCUAUCCGCUUGAUUUCACGUUCGUGUGCCCGACGGAAAUUCUUGCCUUCUCCGACCGGGUGAAUGAGUUCAAGAAACUAAACACGGAGGUGAUUGCGGCCAGUAUCGAUUCCCACUUCACCCAUCUUGCGUGGAUCAAUACGCCGCGAAAAGAAGGUGGGCUCGGCCGGAUCAACAUUCCACUGGUGAGCGACAUUACGCACAGCAUCUCGAAGGAUUACGGCGUCUUUUUGGAUGAUCUGGGUCACACUCUGCGUGGUUUGUUUAUCAUCGACGAUCGCGGUGUGUUGAGGCAAAUUACGAUGAACGAUCUUCCGGUCGGCCGAUCCGUCGAUGAGACGCUGCGAUUAGUACAAGCAUUCCAGUACACGGAUAAGCAUGGAGAAGUUUGCCCAGCCGGAUGGAAACCAGGCCAAGAUACGAUUGUACCGAACCCGGAAGCAAAAAUUAAGUAUUUUGAGAAAAAUCAUUGACAGUAGGGGGAAUGCAUUUAAUAAACAUUUGGUUUUUAUUUUUGCUAAUUGCUGUAAGGAAAAAGCUCGUA
Molecule: messenger RNA, 2072 nt
Organism: Anopheles maculipalpis
Lineage: Eukaryota; Metazoa; Arthropoda; Insecta; Diptera; Culicidae
Exons: 4
Coding region: 16-2001 (661 amino acids)
Biological process (GO): response to oxidative stress; hydrogen peroxide catabolic process; cell redox homeostasis
Cellular component (GO): endoplasmic reticulum; cytosol
Molecular function (GO): thioredoxin peroxidase activity
Source: RefSeq, a predicted model, not a curated record